Molecule: messenger RNA, 2385 nt
Organism: Colossoma macropomum (tambaqui)
Lineage: Eukaryota; Metazoa; Chordata; Actinopteri; Characiformes; Serrasalmidae
Gene: gpc5a
Product: glypican 5a
Exons: 12
Coding region: 1-2385 (794 amino acids)
Biological process (GO): positive regulation of canonical Wnt signaling pathway; cell migration; regulation of protein localization to membrane
Cellular component (GO): cell surface; extracellular region; plasma membrane
Source: RefSeq, a predicted model, not a curated record
AUGAACGUGUACAGUAUGAACCACAAAGGGCACCACAGAGUAAACACAGCCCAGUGUGCAGUAACUGUGGCCGUUGUUUACAGCAGCGUGGACGAGACUGUACUGGGGAAGGUUUCCAUCUCCGGCUCUGCUGCUGCUGCUCUCCGCUGUGUCUCUGUGCAUGUUAAUUACUCCGCUGCCGGACCUCCAUUAUCGACACUAAUUGUCUCAGCAGCAGCACCGGAUCAAUCCCAGCCAGGAGGAAGUUCAUCACCGAGAAUAAAACACUGCGGAGCGGAGCUGGAAGUGUCUAAUUGGACUAAAACAGGAGAUAAGGAACAGCAGCGCGAGAGCACAGAUCAACAGAGCGUCGAACAGAAGAGCUGUGAGUCACUGAGUGGCUUCGACGGAGCUCCGACCCCCUCCGGCUCCUUUGUCCUGGUGGGUGUGUGGGGCUGUGGGGGCUGGGAGGUUACGACCCGCCGAUCAGGAGCAGGAAUGAAUGGCCGCGGCCCGUCCGUGGUGGACGCCGGCACCUUCUGCUCCCACAUGAGGCUGGCGUGGAGAAUCAGCAACUGCUCACGGGUGCACAUCUCGGGUCCGCCGGCAGAUGUCGCUGAUGUUCUCAGUAGGAGCGCGUGUGUCCGGGCUGGAGUGAAGUGGGAGUGUAAACUCGGCGCUCUGUUGACUCUCGCGCGCCGCUCGCGCUGCCACUCUCCCACUCUCAGUCAGGUCGCGCUGGUGAUGAUGGCUCUCCGGCUGCCGUGGCUCGCUCUGAGUCUCGCGGCGCUCGCUCACCUGAGCGCGAGCAGUCCACACACGUGCGCCGGUGUGAGGAGAGAGUUCGUUCUGCGCCAGGUGGGAGAGGGCAGGAGCGUGCCGGACGCACCUCGGACAGGUUCGGAUCUGCAGGUGUGCAUGUCCCGGAACCUGACGUGCUGUACGAGGAAGAUGGAGGAGCGCUACCAGUUCACUGCACGGAGGGACAUCCAGAACCUUCUACAGACGACCAGUUCCAGCCUCAAAGGCCACAUCACACACAGUGUCGCCGGGUUACAAGAGGCGGUGGAGUCACUGGUGCGUCACGCUCAGAACCAGACGGUGGCGCUCUUGCUCUCCACAUACCGGGACCUGGCGGAGCGUGCAGCACCCCAUGUGUCUGAACUCUUCACGGACAUGGGUCUGUUUGUGCUGGGGGCGGAGCUUGGGCUGGAGGAGGCGGUGCAACGUUUUUUCCACGCCCUCUUCCCGCCGGUGUUCGAGCGGCUGGUGGAGCCGGGCCUGGAUCCACUGGACCCGGCCUACGGAGAGUGCGUGCGCUCGGUGGGCCGCGGGCUGGCGCCGUACGGGAGCUAUCCUGGCAUGCUGGCCAAGCAGCUGACCCGCGCCUCACUGCCCAACCGCGUCCUCCUGCAGGCGCUGCACCUGGGCGUGGAGGUCAUCAACACCACGGACCACCUGCAGCUCAGCCGCGAGUGCCGCAAGGCGCUGCUGCGCAUGAGCUACUGCCCGCACUGCCAGGCGCUGAUCAGCAGCAGGCCCUGCAUGGGAUACUGCCUCAACGUCCUGCGCGGCUGCCUCGCCAGCCUCGCCGAGGUGGACUCCCACUGGAGGGAGUUUGUGCGCUCCCUGGAGGCGCUGUCCACCCGGAUGAGCGGUGGAGCAGAUCUGGAGCGGGCACUAGCCGCGGUGCCCACCGUCGUCCGAGACGCCAUCGCACACGCGCACAAGAACGCCCCCUGGCUGUCCACCCAGAUCCGCGGUGCGUGUGGCCACCCCAGCAGGCUGCAGUCCGGUGGGGUCCAGCAGGGGGUCCGGGACUCACUCCCCCUCCGAGUUUCAGCCAAACCUGCAGAGGAAACUCUCAGCAGCAGGAGACAGGACUUUGUCGGGGGUCUGCGUCUGUACCGGGCCUUUUACGGUGGUCUGGCUGAUCAGCUGUGUGUGACCGAGCUCGCAUCAGGAGACGGAUUAGCCUGCUGGAACGGAGCCGACGUGGUCAGGAGCUACACUCAGCGGGUGGUGGGCAGUGGGAUAAAGGCCCAGGCGGAGAAUCCGGAGGUCCGAGUUAAGGAGGCAGAUCCAGUCAUCAAUCAAGUGAUCGAUAAACUGAAGCACAUCAAUCAGCUCCUGCAGGGUCGCUCCAUCCCGAAGCUCGGCACGCUGGACCUGAUCGAGACGGGCAGCGGAGACACAGAGGGUCCCUACAGCGGAGACUGCGAUGAUGAGGACGGAUGCUGGGGGUCUGGGAGCGGUCCAGGGGUGAGGAGAACCACCAUUGGGACCACCAAAUCGCCCCCAAACGCGGCCUCUCAAGAUCCCCCAAACUCGGCCUCCUUCACAGCCAGGAUUAGCGCCUGCAUGCUAAAACGCAGCGGGCAGAUUGCCCAGCCACAUUCGCUCUGA